AUGGCGGCAGCUCACAGGUCACUUCUUCUUUGGAUGGUUUUCAAUGUCUACUUGAUUUCCUUGACCUCAGCUCAAGAUGAAAACCAGUUCAUCUACCAUGGCUUCAGCGAAUCCAAGCUGCAUCUGGAUGGCAUGGCAGAAAUCCUCUCCAAUGGUCUACUGCAGUUAACCAACGCUACCGAACUUCAAACGGGCCAUGGUGGCCAUGGCAUGGCUUUUGUCGUCUCACCAUCCCUGGACUUAAGCAAAAGUAAGCCAACCGCAUAUUUGGGACUCUUCAAUUCUUCAAACUAUGGCCUUUCAACAAACCACAUCUUGGCCGUUGAGCUUGAUACUGUACAAUCCGCCGAAUAUAAUGAUAUAAAUGGAAACCAUGUGGGAAUAGACGUAAACAACCUGGAGUCUAAUGAAUUUGCUACAGCAACUUAUUUUUCCGAUAAAGAAGUGAAGAACAUAACCUUGGAGCUAGCAAGUGGAAAUCCAAUGCAGAUAUGGAUUGACUUCGAUGAAACCGAGAAAUUACUCAAUGUAACACUUGCUCCAAUCAGAAUCCCGAAACCAAACAGGCCCCUCUUGUCAACUUCCAUUGAUCUUUCUCAAAUUUUCUUGGACUCUAUGUAUGUUGGUUUUUCUGCAUCAACAGGUGAACUUGUAAGUGGCCAGUAUAUUCUUGGAUGGAGUUUCAACAAAAGUGGACAAGCACAAAAUCUUGAUAUUACGAAGCUUCCUUCACUUCCUGCCAGAGGAUCAAAAAAACGAAUUUUAAAGAUUAUUGCUUCCCUCAUAGUGGCAGUGGUUGUGCUUGUAGCAAUUGGUGCAACAGUUUACAUUUUUCAGAAGAAGAAAUACGAAGAAUUAUUGGAAGACUGGGAAAGACAAUAUGGUCCUCAUAGGUUCUCCUAUAAGAAUCUCUACAAAGCAACCAAAGGUUUCAAUGACAAAGAGCUUAUUGGAGAAGGAGGAUUCGGUAAGGUUUACCGUGGUGUAAUUCCUUCUUCCAAUGAACAAAUUGCAGUCAAGAAAGUCUCCCAUGAUUCCAAACAAGGGAUGUCAGAAUUUGUGGCCGAGAUAGUCAGCAUGGGAAGGCUAAGACAUAGGAACUUGGUACAACUCCGUGGCUACUGCAGUAGAAGACAGGAACUUAUAUUAGUCUAUGAUUAUAUGGCUCACGGAAGUCUUGAUAAAAUGUUAUAUAGCGAUACAAGACCAGGCCUUAAUUGGUUUCAGCGAUUUCGAAUUCUCAGAGGAAUAGCUUCUGGCCUUCUCUACCUUCAUGAAGAUGGGGAGCAAGUUGUUCUGCAUAGAGAUAUAAAGCCUGGUAAUAUUCUUUUAGAUGUUGACUUAAGUGGAAAAUUAGGGGAUUUCGGCCUUGCUAGGUUCUAUGAUCAUGGUAGCAAUCCAAAAACCACAAACCUGAUAGGAACUUUGGGUUAUCUGGCUCCAGAGCUUCUUAGGACUGGAAAGGCUACUACAAGCACAGAUGUGUUUGCUUUUGGGGCUUGUAUGCUUGAGGUGGCUUGUGGGAGGAAGCCUAUGGCUAUAGAGCCUGGAAACCUAAAUUUGGUUGAUUGGGUCAUUGAUUGCUGGAAAAGAGGAAAUAUUCUUGAUGCUACUGAUCCAAGAUUGGAAGGUCUUUAUGCAGAGGAACAAACGGAGUUAGUUCUGAAACUAGGCCUUUUUUGUUCACAGCCAAACCCAGCAGCUAGGCCUAGCAUGAGGCAGGUGAUGCAGUAUCUGGAUGGUGAUGUCAUGUUACCACAUAUAACACCUGAUGGCCCUUUGAUUGCUGCAUUCACCGCAAGUAAUGAAGCUUCUAAUGUUCUGGUGAAUUUUUCUGAAUUGUUGGAAAGGGUUUCUUCUCACACCAUGUCAACUGUUGAAUCAAUUCUCAUGGAAGGUCGUUGAAUCAACUAUCGUUUUGGAGUUUCUUGUACACGUCCCUCAUCUAAAAGGUGACUACUUAGUCCAUGAUUCAUGCAAGCCCAGAAAAACUCACAUUAACAGUAGAAAAGUGCUUGUGCCUAAUCAAGGGUCAUAAAGCUGCAGAAGACAAAACAAAUAAAAGAGU
This is a messenger RNA of Pistacia vera, 2068 nucleotides long. Its product is annotated as receptor like protein kinase S.3-like. The record is from RefSeq and is a predicted model, not a curated record. Bases 1 to 1905 code for a protein of 634 amino acids. Gene Ontology annotation, molecular function: ATP binding; carbohydrate binding; protein kinase activity. The transcript is spliced from 2 exons. NCBI's taxonomy places the organism in Eukaryota, Viridiplantae, Streptophyta, Magnoliopsida, Sapindales, Anacardiaceae. Gene Ontology annotation, cellular component: plasma membrane. Gene Ontology annotation, biological process: protein phosphorylation.